Pseudozyma hubeiensis SY62 is the source of this 2475-nucleotide messenger RNA. RefSeq lists its product as hypothetical. The record is from RefSeq and is a predicted model, not a curated record. The transcript has 3 exons. Gene Ontology annotation, molecular function: DNA binding; zinc ion binding. Bases 1 to 2475 code for a protein of 824 amino acids. NCBI's taxonomy places the organism in Eukaryota, Fungi, Basidiomycota, Ustilaginomycetes, Ustilaginales, Ustilaginaceae.
AUGCCUUACCACAUCGGAUACGCAACUUCCAACCGUGCCGGAUGCAAAGGUCCCAAACCUUGCGCCGGCACCAAAAUUCUCAAGGGCGAGCUGCGCCUCGGCACGCUCGUCGAAAUCCAAGGCACCCAGUCGUUCCAGUGGAGGCACUGGGGAUGCGUCACGCCCAAGAUCAUUCGCAACAUCCAGGAGAAGGACGGCAUCACCGAUGCUGUCGACCUUGACGGCUACGACGAGCUGCUCCCCGACGACAAGGCACGCGUUGCUCGCGCCUUCGCAGACGGCCACGUAGCAGCUGAAGACAUCCCCGAAUCGGCGCGUCACAAAGAGGAGCCAGAGGCCGCAGAGGCAGCAGACCAACAGGCUGCUGCGGCGGCUGUCCUUCCCCCACCUUCUCAGUCUCCGACCAAAAAGCGAGGUCGCCCCUCCAAGGCAUCCCUCGAAGCAGCAGCCGCUGCGGCCUCCUCCGCAGCACCUUCCCAGCCGCAGUACGCUCCUACAGGCGUCGCACCCAACGGCGCAGGUGGCUCGGCUGCCGCACCACCGUCUCCGGAAAAGAAAAAGCCCGGUCGUCCACCUAAGAAAGCUGCUGCUGCUGCACAACAAUCUGCUCCCAUCGCAGCUCUACCCGUUGCUGCUCCUGUCGCCUCUCACGAUGCGCCGUCGCCAAAGAAGCGAGGUCGUCCGCCCAAGAACGCAGCCGCCGCUGCUGCUUCGCCUGUACCUGCCGCUGCUCCGGUCGCACCCGCGGUUCCUCAGCCUACCCCAGUUGCGGUGACAGCUCCGCAACCCAAGAAGCGAGGACGUCCUCCGAAGGAACAGACGUCUGCAGCUCCGCCUGCCACACCAGCACAAGCAUCGGCUGUAUCGACACCUGUUGCUCCCCCAGCUGCUGGUCCAGCUUCGCCAAAAAAGCGGGGACGACCUCCCAAGAAUGCCGCUGCCGCCGCAGCUGCUCCUGUUGCACCUGUAGCCGCACCUGCUGCUGCUGCUGCUGCUGCUGCUGCUCCUGCGCCGCCUGCUCCUGGCAAGAAGAGGGGACGACCCUCGAAGGCAUCGCUUGCUGAAGCGGCUGCAGCUGCAGCUGCGGCUUCGACCUCGGCAGCUCCUGCUGCCAAUUAUCCUGUGGCACAGACCGGCUUGCCUCCGGCCGCUUCGACGCCCCUACUGCCUAGCGCCAGCGUGGGUGCCCCGGCAGCCAAGAAGCGCGGUCGCCCGAAGAAGGACGCAGCGGCUGCUCCAGCUGGCCCCGCGGUAGCAGCUCCGUAUGUGCCACCUCAGCCUGCUUACGUUGCCCCACCUGCUACUGGUGCUGCUGCGCCGGCCAUGCCUGUUGGCACGCCCGUCAAGAAACGAGGCCGUCCGAAGAAGGCGGAUGCGGCUGGUAGCAGCGCUGCGAGCUUGAGCCAGGUUGUGACGCCGCCGCUUCCACACGCCGGCGUCUCGCUGCAGCCUGCGACGCAAGAGGCGCAGCCUUCGGCUGGCUCUGGUAAGAAGCGCGGCCGUCCACCUAAGGAAAAGGUGGAGGAGCAGCAGUCGACUCCCCCCAAGCGUCCGCGCGGUCGUCCACCCAAGGAGAAGGCGGAGGCUGCUGUCCCAGCCGCUGCUGUCACACCCGUUGCGCCCGUGGCUGCGGCCCCUCAGGCCGGUGCUCAAAACGUGCAGUCGUCUAAGGAAAAAAAGAAACUGGACAAGCGACGAAAAGGCAGAAAAGAAGGAAAUGUCACGACUGGUUACGACAUCUUACAGAGCACAAUUAUUGAGGAGCGCAGUAGCAGCGGCAGCAGCUGGCUCGUUCGCCGCCGACGGGCGUCUGUGACUGAGCCUGUUUUCCGGCUUACAGAGCAUCAUCGUCUUACACGAUCAAGCCUCUGCAGAGCUGUUCGUCUCGAGGACCUACCCCAGACUGGCUCCGUUGCCCGUCGCUGCAGAGGAGAAGCAAGCUCAGAACUGACAUCUCGGAUGUGUCAGAGUGGUGAGCUGAGGCGUGAAUGGAGUCGUAUACCAGGUCCGUUGACAAGUGGGCUUUUUGGGAAGGAGGACCCUGCUGCGAGCGCGUGCUGUACCGUUACUUGGCGCAAAGUGGCACAGACGCUUGGAAGAAAAGUCACACACAGACACACACGCAACACGCACCCAACUCUGCAGGAUCACUCGAAAUUCGCGGCUCAGCCAGUCAAUGUCACGCAGCCUGACUUACGUGUUGCAACUCGGUGUGCACAAAGUGCUCUCUUGUGCCACUCGCAACUGCUUGUCAAUCACUCCGUCCGCUGUCGCCCAUCCACCUUCACCACCCUUACCUCGCAUCUUGCUGACGUCGACGUUGGCUGCUCUCCUUCACCUCUUGGUUUCGUCUGGACGUUGUGCCGUCACAUCUCGCACUCACUUUCGUUUCAACCUUACCAUCGUUGCACCCGUUGCACCCGCUCUGUCACCUUCGAGCUCCGUUCCCGUCCGGUGCCGCCAUCUCGACCGUGA